Messenger RNA from Neurospora tetraspora, 1850 nucleotides. Its product is annotated as cytochrome P450. NCBI's taxonomy places the organism in Eukaryota, Fungi, Ascomycota, Sordariomycetes, Sordariales, Sordariaceae. The coding region runs from base 191 to 1714 and encodes 507 amino acids. The record is from RefSeq and is a predicted model, not a curated record. Gene Ontology annotation, molecular function: iron ion binding; heme binding; monooxygenase activity. The transcript is spliced from 7 exons.
AUCAACAACAUCGACGUCGACCAUCUCUUUCCACUCAACACAGACAAUGACGCCUUAAACCUCACCCUCUUCCCAUUUUUAUCUAUAUAGUCAUAUCCCACCCCCUCCUGGUCAUCUCCCUAUUCCCCUUGCCUCCUCCUCAACACCAACCAUCACCCUCGCCCCUCCCCUCCCCCAACCUCAACACAAAAUGAUUCUCCUCACCCUCCCCAUCCUCCUCCUCCUCAUCUACACCCUCCACGCCCUCAUCUACAUGCCCCUCACCUCCCCACUCUCCUCCCUCCCAGGCCCUUUUUACACAAAAUUCACCUCCCUCGUUCUCAAGUACCACGAGCUCCGCGCCACCCGCACCCGGUACAUCCACGCCCUGCACCUCCGCUACGGACCCGUGGUCCGUGUCAGCCCGAAUGAAGUGAGCUUUGCGUCGAGGGAAGGCGUGAAAGAGAUUUAUUGCUCUGGUGGAAGCGGGUUUGAUAAGAGUCGGUGGUAUGAUUUGUUUAAGGUUUAUGGACGGAGGACGAUGUUUACUACGCUUAAUAAAGAAGACCACGCGAAACGGAAACGAAUUCUUGCGGACCGCUAUGCCAAUAGCAAUGUUAUGCGUCAACCAUCGCUCAAUGGCAUUGUCGAACGGGCGGAGAGAGUAGUCAAGAGGUGUGUCGAGUCUUUGGGCGGAAGUCUUGAUCUAUAUAUUUGCCUUCACUCAUACGCUUACGACUGCGUAACCCACCACUUGUUCCAUCCGUACGGGGCAGAUUCGCUCCGGAACAAGCAAGACGAGGAGAUUAUGCGCGAAGUGACGUUCGAUGACAGUUUGCAGAACCGACAACUAAGUUACUACAGUCCCACCUUACACAAAGCAAUCUCCAAGAUCCUCUAUAUCUGGGGCGUCAAGCCGCGCGAGACCCCCUUGGCCGAUAAAUUCGUCCUCGAUACCGCCGCUAAGACGGACGCAGCGCCUUUCACCCUUCUUAACCGACUCCAAAGCGCGUUAACCAACAACAGCAACGACGAUGACGACAAGGACAAGGACAACAGCAAACUCGCAAAGAUAGACCAACUCGACAUCGCAGCCGAAGUCCUCGACCACAUGGUAGCUGGCAUCGACACCACCGGUGACGCGCUCUGCUUCCUCAUGUGGGAGCUCUCGCAGCCGCGAUCUCUUCAAUAUCAGACCAGGUUGCGAGAGGAACUGUUGUCUUCCCCGUCGUCGUCAGACAUCAACUUUGACAAACUCCCCUACCUCGACGCCAUAGUCAUGGAAGGCCUGAGAUGUUUUCCCGCCAUCCCCAUGUCUCUCCCGCGAAUCGUGCCUAGGGGCGGCAAGACCAUCGAUGGAUAUUUCCUGCCGCAGGGAACGACGGUCAGUUGCCAGGCGCAUUCGGUGCAUAGGAUCGAUCAAGAGGCGUGGGGCCCGGAUCCGGAUACGUUUAGGCCGGAGAGGUGGUUGGAAGAUGGGAAGGGGGAUGCGGAGAGGAGGAGGUUGUUCUUUGCUUUUGCUAAUGGGGGGAGGGGGUGUGUGGGUAAACAUUUGGCACUGGCCGAGAUGAAGAUCUUGCUCCGAGAGGUGUAUUCCAGGUUUACUACGAUUCCAGAUAAGACGAUGAGGGAGGAGGAUAUGGAGAUGGCCGACCAGCUUAUAUCGUCGAGGCCGGCUGGGUUGAAGUGUCUGUUGAAGUUUGAGCCAAUUGGUGGGCAGGAGGUGGCGGUCUAGGGGGUUGUGUAAACCGGUUGUACUAAAACCGUUGUACUAUAUUGCGAGUUUACAGCGUGCCGUCCGUGAAAGAAACCAUAGACAAUACCUAACGAUGUAUUUAUUUGUCUGUUUGGGGUUCUCUUUGUCGGAUCUU